Messenger RNA from Dermacentor andersoni, 2539 nucleotides. NCBI's taxonomy places the organism in Eukaryota, Metazoa, Arthropoda, Arachnida, Ixodida, Ixodidae. The record is from RefSeq and is a predicted model, not a curated record.
AUGACAGCAGCAGUGAGUUGCGUCCACAGCACUUUGCAUAGGCUCAAGAAGGUGCGUAAGGAUGUAUCACCGGGCCCCGUGCCACAGCCCGUGGAGGAGCAAGGUGCCAUGCACAUGGCGGCCCAUUUUGCCCCGGAAUUGCUCGCCCUGGACGGUGAUUUCUUGAGGAAGCCGUCGAUACUGAAGCCCGUCAGGGUUACGAUCAGCAGAACCUCGGUGACGCCUGAAAGUGAGGAUGGCGCUGCCAAAGAGGCCAUGCUCCAGCGACGCGCGGUGGACUUGGACAUCCCCACGUCGGCCUCGCAAGGCUCCGACACGAGGACGCCGGAGCCAUUGCCGUCACGGACCCGGAUGAUUUCGAUCGCGCCGCAGGUCCAGCUCGUCCAGUGGGAACGCAGCGGCGCGUCGGGCACCACCGACCGAGAAGACUCGCACUCGAGCAACUUGAGUUUUGAUGAGGAGGAGGAAGCCGACAGGAUUAGAGGCAUGUUCAAGCGGCUCAAGAACACCCUCCUGGUAGCCGUGUGCUUCAACUCGGCCUUCGGGGGCAUCUCCAACUUCCUGCUGGGCCCAGCCACGGCUUCUCUCCUGGCAAACCUUCAGAACUCGGACGCCGACGAGCAGGUGAACGCGCUGCAGUGGUGCCUGGUGAACUUCCCGGCGUCGUUGGCUGCUUCGGCCUGCUCCUUCUUCUACGUCAUCUACGCAGGCCUGUUCAGCUGGGAGGGUGAAGCCAUCAAGCGAGCCGAGGAAGAUGCCCGGCAGAAGGUCGCCGAAAGACAGAAGAGGCAUGGAAAGUGCAGCUACGCAGAUCUCCUGCUCUGCUAUAUGUUCACUGUCUUCAGCAUCUUUUAUGUCUCCUGGUCCUAUGCAACUGCCUACGACGUGUGCGCGACGCUUCCGGCAUUAUGCGGCACGGUGCUUCUGCUGAGUGCGCUGCCCAGUGGUCAGGACCAGCGUUCAUGGGAAAGCGGGCGUAGGAUCCUGGACUGGGACACGGUGCGCAGUCAUGUGUCUUGGACACUGCUGCUGGUCUGCGGAUCCACCUCCAUGCUCUCCCAGAUGGCCGAGCGCCAUAACCUGGUCAAGGCGGUGUUCGACAACGUGGACGUGGCCUUCUGGAAAGCGCGCUCUCCCGUCACCAUCCAGCUCCUGAUGGCCUUCACGGCGGCAGGCUUCGCCGAGCUCAUCAACAGUAUGCCGCUCUGCAACCUCAUCAUGCCGGUGGUAUUUGAGAUCGCAUCGGUCUCCACCACCAACCCCGUGCUGUACGCGAUUCCCGUGGCGGCCGCGGCGUCGUCGAACCUCAUCUUCCCGUCGAGCAUUCCUGUCGUCAUCCUGAGGAACUCUCUCGAAAUGCCUACGAGCGAAGCGGUGGUGGUAGGCCUGGUGCUCAAAGCGGUCCUGGUUGUGUCGGCGGUGUUGUCCACUAACACGGUGGGCCGCCUUCUUUUUGAGGCCAAAGUCAAGCGCUUGGAAUCGACAAUCCCAAGCGUAACCACACCUAAGCUCAACGCGAGCCUCACCGCCGCUCCAUUCGAGUGACGGCGUCGGCUCCAGCCGCACAGUGCCGACCGAGUCGGGUCGACUCUGUGCGCUCCCGGAUAAGGUGCCAAUAAGGACACGCAUUUUCUCUCACCUUUUUUUAAUGACGGCUUAAAGUGAGUUGAAUCGAUUUGUGACUGUGACAGUGAGCAACAGGACGCCUAAUGUGAUAGUGACCAAGUGGACGUGGUAGCGUGCGCCCUCUCACGACGUGAUGUUUACUUUUCGACCUGUGCUAGACCCGUUGUGCAUCUCCACGCCGCUUGGGUGAUAUUGGCGGUUCGUCUCCAGUGGCAUGAUAUUCCUGCCGAACAGUUCCCAAGAAAAUGCCCAGAAAGGUUGCCUUUAAGAUUAUUUUUUUCCCGUGAGUGACCGAUGUAGUCUCGUGAAUGCUUUUCUAAUUGCGCUAUAUUUUUUUUUCACGUUGUGUGCGAGUAUGCACAUUAGCAUAUUACUUUCAUAUAACUGUGCUGCACUUUCCGUUGCUAUGUCUACCAUCAAUGUCUCGUGUGGGAGUCCUCCGACAAUUUGAAUGCGUAAUGUAGGUGGACAACUUAUUGAGCUGCCCGCCGUAAGUAAUUAGAAGGCGAUGAAAGUGCAAAGGACCAUGACUGAUCCACCGAAACCAAGGUAACACCAAAGCUGCUGUUUGCUAGGUGAUCUCAGACUUCAGUAAUAUUCUGGUGGUGUAGGCAGCUCAAAGGCUUAUGGCGAGCCAUGACGAACCUGUAGACGUGUUACAGUAUGCGGGUUCGUUACCAAAGGUUAAAGCUUCUAAUUUUCGCGGACUACGUGACGCGCAUGUCCCAGAAAUAAAGCCCGUACAGUCAUAUAUGAGAACAUAAAUUGGUGACUGAAAUGGCGUUCUUCGUUUCAAAGGGUUCGUCGUUUCAAGUGGAUACGUCGUGCUAGCUAGGAGGCUAUAAUUCGUAGAUUGAAAGAUGUGACGUGACGUAACUAAUUAAAAAAUAACGUAAUUAUGUUAUUUAUUCAA